Messenger RNA from Tilletiaria anomala UBC 951, 896 nucleotides. RefSeq lists its product as uncharacterized. NCBI's taxonomy places the organism in Eukaryota, Fungi, Basidiomycota, Exobasidiomycetes, Georgefischeriales, Tilletiariaceae. The transcript has 4 exons. The coding region runs from base 360 to 896 and encodes 178 amino acids. The record is from RefSeq and is a predicted model, not a curated record.
AGAAGAUGGCACGUCAAGGUCGUACCAUUGAGCCAAUUUGGAGCACAGAAAAGCUCACAUAUCGCACUCAUCAACGGACUGAUCGGCGCGCUCUCGCGUCUGAUGCGUAAUACUUUAUGCUAGCUGGAACAAAAUCAGCACAAGUCUCGCCGAGGACUUCGUCAUCUCGAUUUGACUGUUGCUUUUUGGACCUGAACCUUGCCUUGCUCGCCCUAAAGCCGCUCGCUAACUAAGCUUUCCAAUAAAAUCUGCUGACUUUGUCCAUCUUGAAACAAUUGCUGCCUGGCUCUCUCCUGCAGUAUAUUCACCCUCGCGUCCACCUGACAUCUUGGCCUUUCGCAGGCUUUACGCAAGCAAACAUGACGCGCUCCCCUUACACUCCUAGGUGCAAGUUGUCUGUCUUCACCGCCGCCUCUUCCCUUUCUUUCUGCGCGAUGACGGCAGUAUCGCCCGUUGCUGUCGCCCAGCAUGCCUUUGCUCCCUCGUUAUCCUGGGCGCCUGCGUCGCGGCCACUUGUGGCCAGCCACAAAGCGCUGCCCAGCGACGCCGACAAGGCCGCUCGGCCGACCCUGGGGUGCAACCCUUCGCAGGGUCCCAAACACAGAGAUACCGCCGAGGCGCAAGGGAUCAGCAGCCCUGCGCUCAGCGCAACCGGGCAGAUCAUUGCGCUUGAUGUCACUGCGAGUCACAUCGCAAUCGUCUCUCUCUCCCUGUCGAGAGGUGAAGCGAAAAGUAUCACAAUCAACCCGACGCUAGACUUCGUUCCUGGUGAGGGCGCACAGAAAUAUUACCUCGGCGUCUUUGAGACGCAAAACGCCUACCAGGCACAGAUCAUUCAUCCUCUCCCAAACCCCAUCACAUUUGCGCUUUUGCGAACUGCUCUUCCUCGUCGGUGA